CGACGGAGUACGACUGUCCCUCCCUUCCUCUAUGCAGGUGUGCCAUCAUGUUCGCCGUUCCAGGAUGGUCCGUCCCCAGCUCUGCAUUGAAGAAGCAGGCUGAGCCUGCACCAUUGCCGCCUCAGAAUGAUUCCCAACCUGCAAAGGAAGCGGCCAAAUCCAAAAAACGCAAGCGCAUAAAUGACAAUGUCACGACUGCCAACGUCGAGCAGAUGUACCAGCAUGUUAUUGAAGCUAAAAAUGGCAAACCCAAUGCUGAGAAGAAUGGUGCAGUCAAGUCGGUAAAAGCGAAGAAGGGAAAGAAGGAAGGGAAGCCACGUCCUGGGAAUGCCGCCGAGUCUUCUACAAAGGGAGAGCGCACAGAACAGGGAAAGGACAAUAGUGCAUUAAACGCAAAGCCAUUGGAAGGGGAAGAUGCGAAUGAAUACAAGAGGAAUAAGAGACAGAAGAAGAACAAGGAAGAUAAGAAGAAACAAGAGCAAGGAAAGGAUGAACAACAGAAUGAAAACAAUGCCAAACCAAAUCCUACGUCAACCGGCACUCCUGCUUCUGAAGCUGUACCAAUACCCCCGGAACCGCCAGGGCUCACUCCACUGCAACAGGCUAUGCGUCAGAAGCUCAUCUCUGCGCGAUUCCGCCAUUUAAACGAAACCCUCUAUACUACGGACUCCAAAAAAGCAAUGGAAUUAUUCGGGUCAAAUCCUGAACUCUUCAACGAAUACCACGCAGGAUUUUCCCUCCAGGUGAAAGAGUCCUGGCCCUCAAACCCUGUCGACGGCUAUAUCCGUUCUAUUCAGUCUCGCGGAAAGGUCCCCCCGGCCCCCAAGAAGUCUAAUAAUGAGAAGCGUCUCCAGACUCGCCCUCUUCCGCGCCGUCCCAAUGGGCUUUGCACUAUUGCCGAUCUUGGCUGUGGUGAUGCCCGACUGGCCCGUACCCUGACACCCUCGGCGAAGAAACUGAAUCUCAAUCUCCUUAGCUACGACCUUCAGGCCCCUGAUCCACUUAUCACAAAAGCUGAUGUCUCCAACCUCCCCGUUCCAGAUGGUAGCGUGGAUAUAGCCAUAUUCUGUCUUAGUCUGAUGGGUACGAACUGGGUCUCCUUCGUGGAAGAGGCAUGGCGGGUUCUCCGCAGUGACGGCAAGGGCGAAUGUUGGGUCAGCGAGGUCAAGAGCCGUUUCGGAAAAGUCAUCCGCAAAAAGGCCCAGAUUGGCGCAAAGAAACCGCUCAGUAGAGCAGAGAAAAAGAAGCUGAAGAAGAAAAACAAGCGCGGAGAUGACGACGAUGAUGGCUCUGACGUUGACGAUGCGGAGGUCUACGCUGAAGAUGCCCGUCCAUCGGAUAAUGACGAAACAGAUAUUUCGGCGUUCGUGGACGUCUUCAGAGCGCGUGGAUUCAUUCUCAAGCCAGAGUCUGUUGAUAAGUCUAAUAAAAUGUUUGUGACCAUGGAGUUUGUGAAACAGGGCGGACCGCCGACGAGAGGUAAAUAUGCUACCGUUGCUGGCAGUGGGGUUGGACCUGGAAAGAAGAAGUUCAUCGAGAAGACCGAUGAAUCUCGUCACAAUUUAUUGCCCGAGGAGGAGGCCAAGGUUCUCAAACCUUGUGUAUAUAAAAUCCGGUAAAUUGGAGAAGGGGACUCAAUUUUGUUGAAACGCUACUCUAUGUGUAUAGGCCAGACAUCUCAUGUUCAAAAAAUGAAUCGACCCUUGGGGCAAU
Messenger RNA from Monascus purpureus, 1713 nucleotides. NCBI's taxonomy places the organism in Eukaryota, Fungi, Ascomycota, Eurotiomycetes, Eurotiales, Aspergillaceae. The record is from the annotation of a GenBank genome assembly.